This is a messenger RNA of Mesocestoides corti, 1149 nucleotides long. NCBI's taxonomy places the organism in Eukaryota, Metazoa, Platyhelminthes, Cestoda, Cyclophyllidea, Mesocestoididae. The record is from the annotation of a GenBank genome assembly.
AUGUUUUCUAUUCGCUCUUCAUGUGACGACGAUUGUGACAAAAUCUAUGAACAGACACGAAAACUCUUUUCUGAGCAUCAGAACCAGGGACAGGAUACUCGUUUAACUCUGGAAACCUUUCGGGAUCUUCAUCGUGACUGUUUUGUCCAGUUUCGAGUUCUCACCGUGAACAAUGGCACCGAGGAAGAGGUGAUUGGGUACAUUGCUUUCACCGAGGACAUGGAUUUAAACUUUGGGGGAUGUGGCAUUUAUGUGGACCAGCUUUAUAUCUGCGAAGGAUUUCGCGGAAAGGGACAAGGACGACGUCUAAUGGAAGUGGUGAAGACUGAGGCCAGACGAGUGUCUGCUAAGUACGUGAAGCUGUUUUUCCAAAAAAACGGAGUCAGGGAAGCCAUCUACAGUCACCUUGGAUUUCACAAUGUGUCCACCUCCCAACCGUUUAUCAAGUUCUUUGAAGUCUACGGACCGAAAGACAUGAUGGCCCGAUUCAAUGUGGACGUAAAUCAACUUGUGGAGGCGAAUGUUCGCACGGUUUUCGUCAAACCUGGAAUUGAGAUGCUGAAGUACCAUGAAGCAAUAGACUCGACGGAUGGAUACGGUCAAUUGGCACUCUCCUUUAGUCUUGGUUCACAAAACGCCGAAGACAAACAUCCAGCGGCACAGUUGAUCGUCGUCAUCAAACACUCUGUCCGACUUCACUCUCUACCCGGUUUAUUUGAAACUCUUACACUUAAACGAGUGCUCUCUCAUCAGGGAAUUUCCAUUGACGACGCUCCCAUGAAACUGUGGUCGCAGAUUUCCACGUGCAAUGCCAACGAAGGCAUCACCAAUCCAGAUCUCUUCAUCUGCGCAUUCGUGGAACAGCCGAGCGUUUGUUGUUGGCUUGGACGAAUGGUGACGUUUUGCAAUUUUGUUGGUGAUCUGAGGGUGAUUUCAGUGGAUCUGCUGGUCCACCGGAUCAGGUCGUGGAGUCCGAAGUGGGGACCGGUGUUGGGAGUGAACUUCGAGAUCUCGCAGGGAGAAUCAGAGAAUACGGAGUGCACAAACCACCUCAUCGCUCUUCUCAAUUCCUUAGGUAUCCGCGAAGACGCAAGCUGGAAUUGCACAGUGCUGACGCAGGAGAAAUUCGCCAGAGAUGCUGAUGAGUGA